AUUGACUCUCCCGCGCUAAGUUCUUUGGCAGUCGCCAUGUUGCCAAAAUGGACGCCUAUAUUCGCGCAUGCGUGCUGUUCACAUUAUGUGUCAGCUGGGUUCACAUAAGGGCGUACAACAUCCGGAACCAUCCAUGCUGUUUGGAACCCAACGAGAACUUGACUCUUGCUAUGAUCAUAGAUGCGUUUGAGAUUUAUGGCCACGAUCCCACUGACAAACUGGACAAUUUGUGGCUAUACCAGAACGAAAUGAUGCGUAUCAAGACCGCUGAAGACCAGUACACAAUUAACGAGCGAGUACAUAUAGCUACGGACCAUCUUGCUCGAUUCAUAAAACUACAUAUUCAGGAAUUAAAGGUGCUCCUCAUAACGCUGGAUGACGUGAUAGACAAUAUGCUGACUAUGUACGAGAACCAUAACUCGGUAGCGGCUGAAAGGAAAGCCACAUACACCGGAGGGCCUGUCCCUAUGGAAUUUUACAUGAGCCAAGAGUUCUACUGCGGCAAAAACGUAUACAUCUUCAUGUCAGAAUUAUACAGCGACAUUUAUAAUAUGGGCCGUGGCAUUGCGCCUUACUGCAAGGACCGCUCAUUCGUGUUUCUCGGAUUCCUGCACUUCCACGACGAACAGAAGUACUACCUCGUCGACGACCCAAGCAUAUCGUUCCCAACUGAUAAUUAUCUGCACGGUCUGGAAUGUCAUAUGGGUAUAUGCAUAUUUAGAUUCCCCUUCAAAAAAAUUUUACAUCGAACUAGAGACGUGACUACACUACCUAAAGCAAUCGUUAAGUGUGGUCUAGUGAUGUACAAACUACCGCCUCUAACCGCCGCCUCCUGUAUCAUCGCUUCGGGUUCCUUUAUCCUGGACUUCAACAUACAAGGAUUGCGGUACAGGCACCAUGAUUACUUACUAACAACACCUAACGGGCAGACAUACUACACAAAGGAGCCCCACACGCCGCUGGUGUGUGACCACCAUGUCUGCGAAUGGAACUAUACCAACCAUUAUGGUGGUCCGUUCUUAAUACCCGGUGAUCCUGGCACCGGUAUAGACCCUGUACCGCCGUACAUAGAAUCCACUCCGAAGCCGGAGGAACCUGAUGAGGAAGACAACAUCACUGUACCAUAUAUAUUGGACGGAUGCCUGUUUAUGUACCCACCGAAUUACGGGUCCAUAGCAGGGAAAAGUUAUCUCGACUCUGUGGACCUCCACAACGACAGGUUCACGUGUAAUGCGGCGGGUGGAAACAAGGGACUUUACUGGUAUCCGCAAUGGAUGGGCGCAAUGCCCCAUCAUCCGUAUUCCUCGUUGGUGAACCAGAAGAACAACUUCGAACCGCCCGGCGCAUUCUAUCCUCAUCAAAAAGAAUACGACGAUGAACAGGGCAAUGAAUAAUUUUAAUUAUAAUAAAUUAUAAUGAAUAUA
Galleria mellonella (greater wax moth) is the source of this 1424-nucleotide messenger RNA. RefSeq lists its product as uncharacterized. The coding region runs from base 48 to 1394 and encodes 448 amino acids. The record is from RefSeq and is a predicted model, not a curated record. NCBI's taxonomy places the organism in Eukaryota, Metazoa, Arthropoda, Insecta, Lepidoptera, Pyralidae. The transcript has 10 exons.